GUAAAACCAUCAUCAUCGCCGGCGAACCAUCCAUCCAUCCAUCCAUGUCUUUUCGAGACUCUCCGGCCAUCGACUUUGUUCACCAGAGAUUCAAGCGCAAGCUUGAAGAUUUCGAUGACGAUGAUCUCUCCUCUGAAUUAACCUUCGUCAGGAUGAGAAAAGAUGAUCCUAACCCUAACCCUCUUCCCUCCACCGCUUCUGGUAACCCUCGUCAACCCCUUCACUUUCAAUACCGGGCCUCUACUUCCACUUCCACCCAAGACGCUUCCUUGUCAUCCUAUCCUAAUCGUAUCCAAUUCUUCGUUCGUAUGAUCUCUGGAGGUAAUACCUUAGUUCUUAAUGGAGAACCUGAUGAUACUGUCAAAUUAAUCCAUGAGAAAAUUCAGGCCGUCACCGGAAUUCCGAUGAUCGAGCAGCGUUUAAUAUAUCGAGGGAGGCAGCUUCAGUGGGACCAUACUUUGGCCGAGUGUAUGAUUAAAAACGACGCAGGUCUGCAUUUAGUGGGACGAAUGCGGAGCACAGAGCAUCCUCAAGCUUGGCAAUUGGUCGAUGAUUUGGUUUCAACGAUUUACCGGUUGUGUAAAGGAGAAAAGGGGGUUUGUUUGAAGUCCGUGAAACCCAAGUUGAUAGAAUUCCUAAACAUGACGGCUAAGAAUGAUGUGGACCGUGACCACCCAGCACCUCAUCUGAAUAUAUUUCUAUCUUUGUGUGCUCCAGCAGCCUUGGUAAUGCUCUACAUGUCGCCUCAUGAAGGUAACAAAGAGUGUGCUGAAGAAUUAAUUCGACAUUUCAUUGAUUCUAGUAGGGAUAUGUUGCCAAAACCUAUAUAUUCACAGUGCGCACCUGUAGUGUUAGAGUUCUGUAAAUUGAUAGGUAGAACUGCUGCACAUGAUGAUCCUUUGUAUAAUUUAUGCCGGGGUAGUCUAGCUUCGAUGGUGGAGGACCUCAGGAUUGGAAGGAGUUUGCGGAAUUAUGACAAUAGUAGUAAUAAGCCUGUGACCAAUAUUGCAGUUGAGGACAUUUUUCCAUUUGUGGCUGAGCUUGCGAAUUUGCUGUCAGAGACUUUGGUUUCUAGUAUGGAGUCCUUAGAUAGUAUUAGUCCUUCACCAUGUGAUGUCAAUAACUUUGCUGCAUUCUUGCGGCCUCUAAGGGCUGCAAUCAAAGAUCAGCCAGAUUUUGGGGGACUCAUACCAAUGCCGAUUAGGUACAGCCUCCCUUGUUACAGUGAUGAAAUCAAACUGCUAUAUAUUCUCUUCUGUGAGGUGUUUGAGAAAGUGCAAAUGUGUCUUGAUAAAAUGGAGGGUGACUUGGUGAUGGAAGAGACAGAAGAUGGUGGAUGGGAUCAGUACCUUGCUAUCUUGAAGGAGUUGCGUGGUAUUGCCAAACUAUAUGAAGGAGCAGAGGAUUUCUUCUGGGCAAAUUUGAAGCGGAACAAGGUUUCUUUGAGCUAUCUAAUUCUUAGAUAUGCCACGAGAGACGAGGACUAUAAAUGGAUUCUUGAGCAUAAGGAGCUUCUGGACUUUGAAUCUAGGAGGCAUUUGGUGAUGAUGUUGCUUCCAGAGAUGAAGGAUGAGUAUGAGGAACUCCAUGAGAUGCUUAUUGACCGAUCUCAGUUGUUGGCUGAAUCUUUCGAGUAUAUUACACGGGCAGAUCCGGAUAUGCUACGUGGUGGGUUAUUUAUGGAAUUCAAGAACGAGGAAGCUACAGGUCCUGGUGUAUUACGUGAAUGGUUUUUCUUGGUGUGUCGAGAAAUCUUCAAUCCUCAAAAUGCUCUAUUUGUAGCUUGCCCAAAUGACCGUAGAAGAUUCUUUCCUAAUCCGGCAUCUAAGGUGGAUCCGUUGCACCUCGAAUAUUUUAACUUCGCAGGCAGGGUAAUCGCCUUAGCCUUGAUGCAUAAAGUACAAGUUGGCAUCCUCUUCGAUCGUGCAUUUUUCUUGCAAUUGGGUGGAACUAAUAUCGCUUUGGAAGAUAUAAAGGAUGCAGAUCCAUACUUGUAUAGUAGCUGCAAGAAAAUAUUGGAUAUGGAUCCCUUAACAGUAGACCAAGACGCCCUUGGUCUAACAUUUGUUCGGGAAGUCGAAGAAUUAGGGUCCAUGAAAGUUGUGGAACUUUUUGCUGAUGGAAAGAACAUUGUUGUGAAUAGCAGAAACAGGGAGGAGUAUGUUGAGCUUCUUAUUCAGCAUCGUUUUGUAACAUCUGUCGCUGAGCAGGUAAACCAUUUUGCUCGGGGAUUUGCAGAUAUUGUUGGCGAGGAAAAGAUCCAGAAGUUAUUUUUCAAGAGCUUAGAGCUUGAGGAUCUUGAUGGCAUGCUGCAUGGGAGUGAGAGUCCCAUUUCUGUGGAGGAUUGGAAGGCGCAUACAGAAUAUAAUGGGUAUUGGGAAACCGAUCCUCAGAUAUACUGGUUCUGGAAGAUCGUUGGGGAAAUGACAGCGGAGCAACAAAAGGUUCUUCUUCUGUUUUGGACAUCCCUAAAGCAUCUACCAGUCGAGGGUUUCGAAGGUUUGGCGUCAAAGCUUUACAUUUAUAAAUCGAACGAUUCCCUGGACCUUCUGCCUUCUUCGCACACAUGCUUCUACCGAUUAUGUUUUCCUGCUUACCCAUCAAUGGGCGUGAUGCGAGAACGCUUAAACAUCAUCACUCAAGAUCAUGUGGGGUGCAGCUUUGGAAUAUGGUGAAAUAUCGAGACAAGGAGACCGUUGCACAUACCCACAAGUAGUUUGUACUCAUCUUGUGCAGAUAUGAUAGUAGGGGUAAGUUACUAAAUUUAUCUUGAAUUUAGACCAAGUAAGAAUGCGAUGAUACUGCUGUUGUGUUCUUCCAUUGACUGUUGUAGGUCUGAGUCUGUCAUGUUUAUAACUAGGCAUAUAUAUAUAUAUAUAUUAUGAAUAAAGACAGAAAUUAGGCUUCUUUAAACUUCAUUAUCUUUGGUUCAAAGUAUGUGUUUUCGUUUUUCAUAAUGAGAAC
Molecule: messenger RNA, 2964 nt
Organism: Cynara cardunculus var. scolymus (artichoke)
Lineage: Eukaryota; Viridiplantae; Streptophyta; Magnoliopsida; Asterales; Asteraceae
Product: E3 ubiquitin-protein ligase UPL5-like
Exons: 3
Coding region: 45-2675 (876 amino acids)
Biological process (GO): proteasome-mediated ubiquitin-dependent protein catabolic process; protein polyubiquitination; positive regulation of protein catabolic process
Molecular function (GO): protein binding; ubiquitin-protein transferase activity
Source: RefSeq, a predicted model, not a curated record